CUCACACACACCAACAGUGUCUCCAUUUUGUUUGGAGAGAGUGUGUGAAUGAAUGCAUUGUCUGUAUGUCUGUAUUGCGAGACUGAUUGCCAGCAUAAGUGCCACCAAUGCUAUGACAGCACUGUUUGGUGCACUCAAUGGUCACUUCAUCGGCGACUAAUCAAUUGUCCGGACAAACGAAAUUCACCGAUCGCCACAACCAUUGUCUUAAACCGUGUGACAGUUUGUACGAAGAGGUCUUCCGCUGAUUUGAGCCCCAAAUGGAUGACAAUAACGACAAUAUAGUUGCCGUUCAUAUGAUUGAGUCUUCGGACGGAACUUAUGUGACAACACAAGUGCUGCCCGAAGACGCCUUCGAGAACAACGACAACGAGAUUAUCACCGCUGAUGAUGACGGCCAUCACGUGAACGACGAGACGGCAGACAAUGAAGAGCUGAUGGACGAGGAGGAGGAACAGGAAUACGACGAACAGGACGUCAAGAACGAGAUGUCCGGCGAAGAGGUUGAGGGCAACGAUCAGGAGAUGGUCGGCAACGAAGAGGCCGACGAUAUUAUCAUCGCUGAGGCCGUUGUAGUCACGCAAUACAGCUGUAAGUUCUGUAACCGACGGUUCGAUACCAUCGACAAAGUGAAGAACCACUACCUCUUGAGACACAAUAAGGAUCAGUCGAUUGUGAAGCGAUUCUCGGGCGCCGGACAGCGCUCUACAGCUGACGAUAACAACGCCGAAGAGCAGAACAACGCCACCGAAGACUCGCCACAAAACACUGCCAUUAAGAAGAAGAUGAGACCCAAUCAUAGCACGAGUAAAGCCAAAGCGAAUCAAUACAAUCUGAGAGUUGUGUCGAAUGUGGCCGCAGAUGAAGCCCUCCUUAAGAAGAAAAGGGGUCGGAAGCCCACGGGAGUGACCCGGAAGUACCCGUGCGAUUGGCCUGGGUGCAAUUAUGUGGCACGACAUUCGGUGCACCUCAAAGACCAUAAGCGCACCCAUACCGGAGAAAAGCCCUAUAGAUGCAAUUGGCCCGACUGUGGUCUUAGCUUUAUUCAGGGAUCAGCUCUUAAGACACAUAUGCGAACUCAUACGGGGGAGAAGCCGUACCCGUGCGAGUGGCCCGGCUGUACACUGUUCUUCAGUCAGAAAAACAACGUUAAGGUUCAUAUGCGUACCCAUACGGGUGAGAAGCCAUACGUUUGCGAUUGGCCCGGAUGUGAGUGGAGAUUCGCUGUGAAGGGUAAUCUCGACGACCAUAAGAGAGUACACGCCGGCGAGAAGUUCUUUGUCUGCGACUGGCCCGGCUGUACCCGUUCUUACACACAAAACUCGCAUCUCAGAAAACAUCAAUUGAUUCACAUGGAAGAGAAGCCGUUUGCCUGUGACUGGCCCGGCUGUCACUAUAGGUCUGUCCGCGCGUGUGAUGUCACUAAUCAUAAGAUCACUCACACCGGAGAAAAGAGGUUUGUCUGCGAAUAUCCCAAUUGUGGUAAAGGUUUCGCCAGAAGUCAUCACUUGAAGAGACACCAAACGACUACUCAUUCCGUUGUUGUGGAGGAGGGAGAGGAGGCCGAAGUGGAGUGAAUGCUGAACUCAUGUCCCAUUAAAUUGUCUAAUGAUUGUACUGUAC
Molecule: messenger RNA, 1623 nt
Organism: Oppiella nova
Lineage: Eukaryota; Metazoa; Arthropoda; Arachnida; Sarcoptiformes; Oppiidae
Source: the annotation of a GenBank genome assembly